Molecule: messenger RNA, 1425 nt
Organism: Closterium sp. Naga37s-1
Lineage: Eukaryota; Viridiplantae; Streptophyta; Zygnematophyceae; Desmidiales; Closteriaceae
Source: the annotation of a GenBank genome assembly
AUGUCUCGCCAACACGUCAGAGGCCACUCGUACCACGAGGCGCAGAGGCCGCACCCCGCGCAGGGCUCGUCCGCCGUGCCCGUCACGGGCGGCGAGCGCGCCGCUGCAGCGGCGGCGCGCGCAGGCGGAGCGGAGGCCGCAAGGCCCGUGGCGGGCAAUCUAGAGAGCUUCCUCGCGCACGUCACCCCGCACGUCAAACUGCACUUCCUCCCCCAGGUACCGCCUCCCCCAGGUACCGCCUCCCCCGUUCUCUCCCACAGGUACCACCCUCUCCCUUUCUUUUCCCAAGUAACUCUCCCCUGCUCCCUUCCCCGUAUAAUGCCUUCCCUCUCCCCCCCCCGCUCAUCUCCCCACCUCUGCACUCCGCGCGCCUCCCUCCUCCGCCACCCCCGCGCGCAGGACUGGUGCGACGAGCACAGCAACGGCGCGCGCGCCAAGGCCCCCCCCGGCGCGCCUCCCGCGCCUCCCGCGGCGUUCUUCGCGCUGAGCGACCUGUGGGACGCGCUGGAGGAGUGCAGCGCGUACAGCGCCGCCGUGCCGCUGCACCUCCCCCCCACAGGCGCGCCCGCCACGCAGCACUACGCGCCCUCCAUCUCCGGCCUCCAGCUCUUCUCCCGCCUCCCCGCGUCCGCCGCGGGCCCCCCUGCGCCCGCGGGCCCCCCCGCCCCGCGCCUGCACUCGCGCAGCCCGCUGGAGCAGCCCAGCCUGGCGUCGUCCCCCCACUCCCCGCACUCCCCCCACUCCCCGCACUCCCCGCACUCCCCCCAAUCCCCCCACUCCCCGCCGUCUCCCUGGGAGGCGUAUCUGGAGGAGGGCGGCAACGGGCGGUGCGAGGAGGGUGCGGAGGCGUGGUGCCGUGAUUGCAGCGGCGGGCGUCCGCUGCUGGAGUUCUUCGAGCGCACACCGCCACACUGCCGCCCGCCGCUCUACACCAAGGUAGCGGAGUUGGAGAGGGAGUGUGAGGUGUUGAAACGCACCUCGAGCUUGCAGCUGCAUCCGCGCAGCUGGAUCGCCAUCGCCUGGUACCCGGUGUACAGCAUUCCCACGGCCGCCACCACGCGGGACCUCGCCGCCUCCUUCCUCACCUUCCACAGCCUCUCCUCCCCUCUGCCCUCCUCCUCCGGGUCGUGCAGCCUCUGCAGAGCCAGGUUCUGGAUCGCGCCGCCCUCCUUGCCCGUCUUCCAAUCCGCCAAGCACUUGCCCGCCCGCCCAUCGUCGGAUUCAGCUGACGGGGCGAGCGAGGGGAGGCAACGGGGGGUUUUCACGACGCCUCUGGUGCCGUUUGGCUUUGCGGGGUACAAGACGUGGGGGACGGUGUGGUCAGACCGGGGGGCUGUGCGGGGCUUGGAGGUGGCGGCAACGCAAUGGCUUCGGCAGAUUGAUGCGAACCUGCCCGACCAUGCCUUCUUUUCCAGGCAACGAUAA